AUGAAGGCAAAUCCGCACGCGAAACCGACUGAGGACGUCGAUCAACCAAAUGAGCCUUCAAUCAGUCCCUUAUUGACACGCAAUACGGUCAAAGUCCUAGUGGGCAAGCGCAAGAUCGAAUACGACAUCCAGCGAGAUCUACUCACGAACAGCAGUCCCUUCUUCAAAGCAUGCCUGACGAACGGGAUGAAAGAGAAAGAGGAGAACGUCAUUGAGCUCUCCGAAGAUUCAAGCGACGGAUUUUCGUUACUUGUGGAGUGGAUUGAGUACGACAGGGUCUCACCCGUGGUGGGAGACAAGGACACGGUGCUCGCGAUGGACGCGUACGUACUAGCCGAUAAGUACGGGAUGUUCAACCUCCAGAACGGGCUCAUAGAUAGAAUCCAGAGUUAUUGGUUCCAGGCGCGCAUGCCUGCGUCGCACUUCAUGUGGAUCCUUCAGAACAACGUCGUAGAGCACUGUCCGCUGUACAAGCUUGGGCUGGAUCACUUUCUGUGGGGGAUGAUGUUGAGUCCGCGUCGGCAUCGGGAGGGGAAGAAAGGCCCAGAGGCCAAUGCGAGGAAGAGAGCCAAAGGCAUAAGCAAGCUAGUUGCACUAGGGACACAUCAUUUUACGCUUCGUCGCCGCCGCCGCCGUCCUUGGGAGGUCGAGGUCGACGAACUCCUCUCCAUGCCAGGUGUCGCGGAAAAAGUCACAGCUGCGAUGCGCUCCGCAAGCGCUGAAUAUCUGAAUCCAAUGCAGCAGGCGAUCUGUGCUUAUCAUAUUCACCCUGCUGAUGGGAAAAGAUCUGAGGAUGAGGCAAACGCAGAUUCUGGAGGCAACCUAGGUGUGGAUGCUCUCUGUGCUAGCAUGGCUAAAUUUGGUGUGUAUUGA
Messenger RNA from Exophiala aquamarina CBS 119918, 873 nucleotides. RefSeq lists its product as uncharacterized. The record is from RefSeq and is a predicted model, not a curated record. Gene Ontology annotation, molecular function: protein binding. The coding region runs from base 1 to 873 and encodes 290 amino acids. NCBI's taxonomy places the organism in Eukaryota, Fungi, Ascomycota, Eurotiomycetes, Chaetothyriales, Herpotrichiellaceae. The transcript is spliced from 2 exons.